Molecule: messenger RNA, 2769 nt
Organism: Talaromyces rugulosus
Lineage: Eukaryota; Fungi; Ascomycota; Eurotiomycetes; Eurotiales; Trichocomaceae
Exons: 3
Coding region: 1-2769 (922 amino acids)
Source: RefSeq, a predicted model, not a curated record
AUGUCGAGCCACAACGUUUCUGUCUCGUCCGUGGACGAGUUGAUUUCUCCAGUGACAACCGACUCCAUGGUCACCGUGGCCCUGUCGGACCGGCAGUCGUCGGCCAUUGGAGACGAAGACGAGGCCGGCAGCAUCGAGCUCCCGACUACGCCCGUUGCCGAGAAAGAAGACGGCUACAUCUCUCAGGAGACCGAGGUUGAAGCCGACACGACGCCGAAAAACGAAAGCACAGUCAAGCUGGACGUGGCAACUCUGGAGGGUGACGUUCUUGAGGGGAAUAAUCGUAGUUCGACCGAGUUGGAACUCGAAACAAGCUCCAAUCCCCCAUCGCCAACUGGAAGCGAUGGCGUGGACUGGGAGAAGCUGGAUAAAACGGAGGAACAAGAACCACGCACAGACACAUCGGACGAGUCAACCUCUUUGUUGCUCGCUCGCUUGGAACAAGAGAACAAUGCCCUUGCUACAGAUCCGAAAUCAGCGCUGGUUAAAACACCCGGCUCCCGUCAGUCGCGGCCGCCAUCGAUCCAACAUUUGCAAAAACUUGUCAACGAUCCACGAUCAUCUCUACGCUAUUCCCGAUUACCCCCACCACCCAUGACCGAACUUGAAUUCUGGGCUGCCCUGGUGGCUGAUUAUCCCUCUACCGCGCAAAGAUUACCGACAUUGACAUCCAACAAGAUCCGCGCCGGCGUCCCUGCACCUCUGCGAGGCGUGGUCUGGCCGAGUAUAGCCGGAGCCAGAGACACGCAGUUGUUCGAGGAGUUCGGACGACUUUGCGGCGAAUCUAGCCCUUACGAGAAUCUCAUUGGAAAAGAUAUCGGCCGUAGCUUUCCCAAUGUGGAAAUGUUCAGAGACCCUAACGGAGAAGGCCAGCAAAUGCUGGCCAGGGUUCUGAAAUGCUUCAGCCUUUAUGAUUCGAAGAUUGGCUAUUGUCAGGGGCUUGGCUUUGUUGUCGGGCCAUUGCUCAUGCAUAUGACGGACGCCGAGUCGUUUUCUGUUUUGAUUAGGCUCAUGGAACACUACGACCUCCGCUCAUGCUUCCUUCCAGACCUGUCAGGGCUGCACCUACGAAUUUACCAAUUCCAAAACCUACUCUCUCGCCAUUUGCCAGCCCUCUUCACCCACAUGGAAACACUGGGGGUCGAGCCCAUCUAUGUCUCGCAGUGGUUCUUGUCGUUCUUUGCUGUUACUUGUCCGCUGCCUAUGCUUCUCCGCAUCUACGAUGUCUUGCUCCUGGAGGGUGCAUCGGAGACGCUGAUGAGAGUUGCGCUGUCGCUCAUGCAGCGGAAUGAGAAGAAGCUUUUGUCGUGUACGGAAUUUGAGGAUGCGAUGCAGAUGUUGUUGUCUCGGAGUUUAUGGGAUACGUAUGCCUGUAACGCGGACGACCUGGUUAAUGACUUUGUUUCCUUGACUCCUUUGGUCACCAAAGAAAACCUGCGGGCCCUGGAGGCCAGCUACAGCCAGUCCCAAGGUGUGCCAACGGGACUUACGUUUCCUCAGAUGCAAGCGUCUGCCACUCGGCUUUUGGGACGUAUGUGGGCAGGAUCAAGCUCUCACAAGUCGUUGAAUCUUCCGCCAGCACGACCCGAGAGCAUCCUUCGGCGCUCGGCGUCUAAACAGAGUAUGGCCUCGACCCUGAACUCGAUGGAGAGUUCAGUUUCGGAUGGUAGCACUGCACCGAGUGAGGUUUCUGCAGGCGAGCUAAAGCCGCGCACCAAGUCGGCUAUAUCUCAUAAAGACAAAGACCUACAUGGGCAGAUUGAAGAUCUUCUGAUGGCUUUGAGUGACCUGCAACGCGAGCAGGCCGAUCUUGCUCGAGACUUGCAGCGCGAGCGCGAAGAGCGGGAGGAAGACCAGCAGCUUGCCAAGGCCAUGCUCAACCAUAUAAAGCAGUUGGACCAGAAGGAGUCAAACAGUACAGAGUUGGGUGCUGACGAAUUAGAAAACGUUCAGCUGGACGGCGAGGAAGGCAUCGACCAACUUAUUAGCAAAGCCGAGGAGCGAUUCUCAAACAUCAGCAGGCCUGCAUCAAUCACUCAAACAAAACAGCAACUGAAGGAAGAUGCGGGCCAGUGGAAGGAAAAGUACGAGAUGGAAGCGUCCAGAUGCGCCGACUUGGGCAGACGGCUCGACGCGCAUGAAAGCGACAAUUCUCGGCUGAAAGAAGAAGUGAGAGAGGCGCGGUCUCGGAUCCAAGACGGCCACCGAGAAAAACAGAAGCUCGAAAGAACGAUAAACGACCUGCGCGCUAACAAGGUGGUGACCGACAACGGCCAAAGCCUGUCAAGCAGCCCACGUGAGCGUGACGCGUCGCCUGGACCUUCGGGCCUGCGGGAGUUUAAGCUUGGCCGGUCAGAUUCGUACAAGGCCAAACUGCCCAAAAGGACGAGUAGUUUGGGCAUCCAGUCAAUACUUGGAGCUGCUAUGGGAACUGGCACUGGCACUGGCACUGGCACUGCAACCUCAACUGAGAGCAGCCCAGCGGCAAGCCCGAACUCGGACGAUGCACUGCUGCUCGAACUAGUCCAGGCCAAGACGGCAGAAGCGGUGGCCAAGCAAGAACUGGAAGAAGUCAAGGCAAAACUGGACUCGCUUCGCAGACUGAUGAAUGGCCCUGCACGGGCGAAGACCACGAUAGAUCUGAACACGACGAACACGACGAACCCAACCAAACUAUCGCCUGACCCGGUCAAGCCAGCGCCAACAGGGGGAGGGUUUUUUGGUUGGGGGAGGAGAAGUGCAUCGACGGCGGGGCUUGAGUCGAAAUGA